Molecule: messenger RNA, 390 nt
Organism: Penaeus chinensis
Lineage: Eukaryota; Metazoa; Arthropoda; Malacostraca; Decapoda; Penaeidae
Product: cilia- and flagella-associated protein 91-like
Exons: 3
Coding region: 1-390 (129 amino acids)
Source: RefSeq, a predicted model, not a curated record
AUGACAGGGGUAAGGGUAGCGACAGAGGCAGAGGCAAGGACAGGGACAGUGGCUCGACAGAGACAGAAGCAAAGGCAAAGGCAGGGACAGGCACAGAAGCAGAGGCAGAAGAAGAGGCAGAGGCAGAGACUAGCAGGCACAGGGGUAGAGGAAGAGGCAGAGGCAGGGGUAGAGACAGAGGCAGUGCUUGAGACGGGGGCAGAGAGACAGAGGCAGAGACAAGCAGUGGUAGCGGCAGAGGUAGGAGCAGGGGCAGAUACAGAAACAAAGGCAAUGGCAGGGGCAGGGAAAGAGGCUGAGGCAGGGGCAGAGACAAAAGCAGAGGCAGAGUCAGGGGCAGGGAAAGAGACAAUGGCAGAGGCAGAAAUAGAAACAGAGGGAAAUCCGUAG